Molecule: messenger RNA, 600 nt
Organism: Hibiscus syriacus
Lineage: Eukaryota; Viridiplantae; Streptophyta; Magnoliopsida; Malvales; Malvaceae
Exons: 1
Coding region: 16-600 (194 amino acids)
Source: RefSeq, a predicted model, not a curated record
CAAGCCCUUGGAACCAUGAGCGAAACCCUAUUUGGUUCUUCCUCUGAGUGGAUGCAACUGAAUCAACAAACCUUCGAUACGUCGUUCGGAUUCUCCGAUACGACUGCAGUCACUCUCACCGCAAACAGCUUAAGCCCUGUAGUAAUCACCGGUGUGGACCACUUGGCCCCCAAGGGCUUUAUAUCGAAGCCUAUUCGGAGACGGUCCAGAGCUUCUAAAAGAACGGCCAUCACCCUCCUCAAUGCCGAUGCCAAAAACUUCAGAUCGUUGGUGCAACAAUUCACCGGCUGCCGCCAUCGUAGCACCUCCAUUUCGUUCCGCGAUAGCACAAGAGGCCCUGUGAAUAUAAAUUUCGCGCAUGCAAAUGCUAAGAACGAUCACCACUAUAAUUACAGCACUGCUUCGGGUCAUGGUACGAUACUAUCGCAGCCUUUUGUUGACACCAAGCGUGAACAACAACAAUAUGAGUGUCAUUACCAGUACCAGCAGCAACUGUCAAAUGAAGAACAAGAAGGCGAAAUUUGUUUUGAAAGAAUUACGUUGCAUGAUGAUUUGUUUGCACAAGGGUUUGUCAUGGAUGAUUUGCUUUUCCUUGCAUGA